GAGCGCUCAACAUAUACUCAAGGUCAUCGUCAGCUCAACUCGUCCGGCCAUGUGUGUGUGUUUAGAAGCUUUAGAAGAUUACCUCAAGUACCAUAUUCCUGGGUUGAGUGAGGAUAGUCUUAGGUUGGCACUGAAGGGUAUCGCUGGAAAAGAUGACCUCCAAACUUAUAAUUGGGUUAGGUUUGCCAUAGUCUAUCUCCAACCACAGUGUGAUUUUACCUGGGCUGGAAAGGAGAUUGACAAAGCACUCGUUAAUUCCACGUAUAUCAAUGGCAGUGAGUUUUCCUUGUCGGAUUUGGCUAUUUGGGCUUUUUUAGAAAUCAAUCCAGAUUGGCAAAAACUCAAUGAGUCGUACAGAACUAAUAGCUCCGUAAAGUCGUUUGUUAAUCUUAAACAAUACUAUGAUCGUCUUAUAACCUUACCAUCAGUUCGGAAACUUAGAACAGAAAUCUAUGAAUCACGGCUCCAGUCAAAAAGCGUUUCAGUUAACUCAGAACCAUCUAGUAAUGCUGUUGGUAAAACUCAUGCAUCUGAUAUGUUAUUUGAAAUGGGAGGAAAGUUCGGUGAACUCCCUGGUGCGAAAGUUGGGGAGGUAGUUGUUCGUUUUCCUCCGGAAGCUAGUGGAUAUUUACAUAUUGGACAUGCUAAAGCAGCGCUUCUAAAUCAACACUAUAGAGAUAUUUUCAAAGGUCGUUUGAUAUUACGUUUUGAUGAUACUAACCCCGAUAAAGAAAAAGAAUACUUUGAAAAGUCGAUUCUUUCAGAUCUUCCUCGAAUCGGUGUCACAUGGGAUACCAUAUCGUCAACUUCUGAUCAUUUUGACGAGAUGUUAAAACUGUGUGAACAACUAAUCAAGGAAGGCAAAGCAUAUGUUGAUAACACAGAUAUGGAAACUAUUCGUGUACAGAGGGAAGCACGCCAAAUGUCUGCUUGUAGAGAUAAUUCUAUCGAACAAAAUUUGGCUUGGUGGGAAGAAAUGAAAAAGGGAACGGAACAAGGACUAAAAUGUUGUGUACGUGCUAAAAUUGAUAUGUCUUCUAAUAACGGUGCUUUACGUGAUCCUACAAUAUAUCGUUGUAAAAUAGAACCCCAUGUUCGGACAGGUUCUAAAUAUAAAGUGUAUCCGUUGUAUGAUUUUGCUUGCCCAAUAGUGGAUAGUAUUGAAGGUGUAACCCACGCUUUACGAACAUCUGAAUAUAAUGAUAGAAAUGAACAGUAUGCAUGGAUAUGUAAAAGUUUAGGUAUACGUUGUCCAAUUGUGAUCGACUACAGUCGUCUUGCUCUACAAAAUACAGUCCUGUCAAAACGUAAACUCGCAUGGUUUGUAGAAGAAGGAAUUGUUGAUGGAUGGGAUGAUCCAAGAAUGCCUACAGUUUCUGGUAUUCUUCGUCGUGGUAUGACCGCUGAAGGAUUACGUCAAUUUAUUUUGGCCCAAGGGUCUAGUCGAUCUUCUGCUUUGAUGGAAUGGGAUAAAAUCUGGUCAUUUAAUAAGAAAAUAAUUGAGCCUGUAGCGCCAAGAACUACUGCUCUCUUACUGGACUCUUCAUAUAUGGGUCAUAAUGGUACACCUCCUGGUCUAGUUCGUGUUCACGUUCAUGGCCAAACCGGCUAUACUGAGAAAAAGGUACAAAUCCACCCGAAAAACGAAUCACUUGGAUACCGUUCAAUCUUACUUGGUCCAGAAGUGUUUGUUGAGCAAGCCGAUGCAUUAUGUUUUAAAAAAGGUGAGAAUGUAACCUUCAUCAAUUGGGGUAAUCUUCGGAUAGUGGAUAUACAUAAACAAGGUCAAUUAAUAGUAUCCAUUGAUGCUUGCCUUAAUUUGGAAGAUACUGAUUACAAGAAAACACUCAAAAUCACUUGGCUAACAGAUCCAAAAGAUUCUCACCUUCCAUUAAUUCCAGUCAGUUGUCUAACAUAUGAUAAUCUUUUAAAUAAAGCAAUUUUGGGCAAAGAUGAUGACUUCAAAUUAUAUGUUAAUAAAUAUUCAAAGAAAGAACAAUGCUUACUUGGUGAUCCUGACUUGUGUCAUGUUAAAAAAGGUGACAUCAUACAGAUUCAACGUCGUGGUUUCUACAUUUGCGAUGCACCAUACGAAUCAGCUUGCUUAGCUACUGGCCACGAAUCUCCUUGUGUUUUAAUUAACAUUCCGGAUGGUUCAUCUAAGGACGAUACUACUGUUAUUAACUCUAAAGUUGAGUCAUCAAAGUCAGGAUCUGUCAAAACCAAUAAAAAGACUGUUAAAAUUGAAAAUCUGACACCGGAAGAAGCAGCUAAAGCAGCUGAACAACAACGUCGAAAAGAAGAGAAGAAAGAAGCAAGGAAAGAGGGCAAAUUAAAAGCUAAACAACAAAAAACAUCAGAAAAUGAACUAAGAACGACAGUAAUUAGUCAUGAGACAAUCAGUAAACAAACUUGUGAUAAAUUAAUCUAUGAACGAUCCAAUCACGUUGAUUCAAUCAAGUGUGAACAAUCGAUACCAGCAUCUUCAAAAGUAGUCGUCAAAAAUGAAAAAGAAGAAAAGCCAUUAUUGAAAAAGUCUGGAACUAAAAAACAAUCUAAGUUAGCUAUCGAAGCAUCAAAGGAAACUGAUUUCUCUGAUUGGUACUCCGAACUGAUUAUAAAAUCCGAAUUAUUAGACUAUUAUGAUAUCAGUGGAUGCUAUAUUCUCCGUCCAUGGGCUUAUCAUAUGUGGCAGUCUAUUCAACGUUUUAUGGACGAAAAACUCAAAGUGAUGGGUAUAGAAAAUGCUUAUUUCCCAAUGUUUGUCUCUAAAUCAGCAUUGGAACGUGAGAAGAACCAUGUGACUGAUUUCGCGCCUGAAGUGGCUUGGGUGACAAAAUCAGGUGAUACAGAUCUAACAGAACCAAUCGCUAUUCGACCAACCAGUGAAACAAUUAUGUAUCCAAUAUUUGCUAAAUGGAUCCAAUCUCAUCGAGAUUUACCACUUCGUAUAAAUCAGUGGAGUAAUGUUGUCCGGUGGGAAUUUAAACAUCCACAACCUUUUCUACGUACACGUGAAUUCCUUUGGCAAGAAGGACAUACCGCUUUUGCAGAAAAAGCCGAUGCAGAAGCAGAGGUUCGUGUAAUAUUGGAUCUAUAUGCCGAAGUUUACGAAUAUUUGCUUGCAGUUCCUGUGGUCAAAGGGCGUAAAACUGAACGUGAAAAAUUCGCCGGUGCAGACUAUACAACAACUGUGGAAAUUUAUAUUGCUGGAAAUGGACGUGCAAUUCAAGGUGCGACAUCACAUCAUUUAGGUCAGAACUUUAGUCGUAUGUUUGAUGUGACAUACGAUCAUCCAGUGACUGGUAAACCUGCCUACGUCUAUCAGAAUUCUUGGGGUCUUACCACUCGUACACUAGGUGUUUUAAUUAUGGUACACAGUGAUGACAAAGGUCUUGUAUUACCACCGAGGGUCGCACCAUAUCAGAUUGUUAUUGUUCCCUGUGGCAUUACUGCAAAAACAACUGUGCAAGAGAGAGAAACUCUCUUGUCCGCUGCUCAUUCUGUACUCGAAUUACUAAAUAAGUUUAAACAAUUUCGUGUAUACUGUGAUGAUCGUGAUAAUGUAUCACCUGGAUGGAAAUUUAAUCAUUGGGAAUUAAAAGGAGUUCCUAUUCGCUUAGAAAUUGGUCCACAAGAAGUCACUGAUAAAAAAGUUUGUUUAGUCCUUCGUCAUAAUGGUGAAAGAGUAAAUGUACCAAUAGGUUCCCUUAUUAAUGAACUUCCUCAUAUUCUUGAUGAUAUUCAUAGUGCAAUGUUUAACAAAGCGACAAAAUCAUUAGCUAGUCAUGUUAUGCCUGUGAAUAACAUGAAUGAAUUAUGUACAGCUUUGGAUCAAAAGUCGCUUGCUUUAGCUCCAUUUUGUUGUGAUAGAGAUUGUGAAGAGGUGAUUAAACAUGAAUCAGCCAGAAAUGUCAUUGUUGAACCUGGUGCACCAGCUAUGGGCGCAAAAAGUUUAUGCAUCCCAUUCGCUUGUGAUUUCAAUCCAACAUUGGUUUGUGGUAGUCCCAUUCCUGAUACACCAUGUUUCAAUCGCCAACAUUGUUCUCGUAAAGCAGUUUCUUAUACAUUGUUCGGUAGAAGUUACUAAGAACUAAUUUGUUUGCACACGUGUAUAUGUAAAAAAUCCCUUUUUGUUAAAAUGAAAAAUAAUAAUGUUCUGUUUUCAUUUUAACAAAUAAAAUCGGUUGGAUCUCA
Molecule: messenger RNA, 4197 nt
Organism: Schistosoma bovis
Lineage: Eukaryota; Metazoa; Platyhelminthes; Trematoda; Strigeidida; Schistosomatidae
Source: the annotation of a GenBank genome assembly